AUCCCGCUCGCGCACGCAAGCGCAGUGACACUCCUUCUGUCAAACAUGGCUGUGCUUUGGAAGAAGGAAAAAUGCUGAAUUGUGUUGGUAUAUCUCGGGAAAAGCAGCAGAUAUGGCUAGAUUGGCUGACUAUUUCACUGUCGUGGGAUACGAUCACGAGAAAGCCGGUUCAGGAGAAGGAUGUGGAAAGAUUAUUCAACGAUUCCCCAAGAAAGACUGGGAGGGAACCGCCUUUCCUCAGGGAGUGGAGAUGUUCUGCCAGCCUGGAGGUUGGAGGCUGUCCAGGGAAAGGAAAGCACCCACCUUUUUCACCGUUGUGCUGACAGAUAUCGAUUCCGACCGUCACUACUGCUCCUGCCUCACCUUCUACGAGGCUGAGGUCAAUCUGCAGGGAUCAAAGAGUAUUGAGGCUGAUGGAGAUGAAGACGAGGAGGCAGAGGAGGAUGGCCUGAUCCAGCCAGCUCAAGUGUUUGCACCAAAAAGUCUCAUUCUCGUGUCCAGGCUGGAUUACCCUGAAAUAUUCCGGGGUUGUUUGGGUCUGAUCUACACAGUGUACAUCGAUAGCCUGACUUUCCCUUUAGAGGGUCUGGUGGCCAACCUCUUUACAUUCCAGGUUCCUGUUGCUGGCGGAUCCCAGAAGCUGUUCAGCCUGGGAGCAGGAGACCGGCAGCUCAUCCAAACCCCUCUGAACGACACUUUACCUGUCACAUGCAAGAGCGUUGCUCUGCUCUUCCAGCAGCUGGGAAUCCAAAACGUCCUAAGCCUGUUUUGUGCGGUUCUGACGGAACACAAGGUUUUGUUCCACUCCACCAGCUACCAGAGGCUCGGAGAGGCGAGUCGCGCCCUAGAGGCCCUCAUGUUUCCUCUUAAAUACAGUUACCCAUACAUCCCUAUUCUACCUUCGCGGUUGCUGGAGGUGUUGAGCUCACCUACGCCCUUCAUCAUCGGAGUGCACUCCAUGUUCCAAAGUGAAAUCCAGGAUCUGUUGGACGUUAUUAUUGCCGACCUGGACGGAGGAACUAUAAAGAUACCUGAAUGCAUCCACUUGUCCCUGCUCCCUGAACCUCUGUUGCACCAGACACAAACUACCCUGUCCAUGGUUUUGCACCCAGAUUUGGAGAUAGCAGAUAAUGCGUUCCCUCCCCCUCGCACUGCGCCCUCCAACAUCAAGCUGUUGGACAAGGAGGUGAGGGCAGUCUUCCUCCGGCUGUUUGCACAACUCUUCCAGGGCUACAGGUCUUGUCUGCAGCUCAUCCGCAUCCAUUCCGAACCUGUUAUUCACUUUCACAAGACUGCCUUCCUGGGCCAGCGAGGCCUGAUUGAGAAUGAUUUCCUGACCAAGGUUUUGGAUGGCAUGGCCUUUGCUGGCUUCGUCUCAGAGAGAGGUCCACCUUACCGAGCCUGCGAUCUCUUUGAUGAGCUGGUGGCCUUAGAGUUUGACAGCUUUAAGGAAGAGGAGGUCAACACUGCCAAGCUGCAAAAGCACAUCAGGGAGCUCUCUGAGCAGCUGUACAGAAAUGAGAACCCGAACCCCCACAUGGCAUUCCAGAAAGUGCCUCGGCCGUCGGAGGGGUCCCACCUGCGCGUGCACCAGGUACCGUUCCCCAUGCUGGAUGCCGCAAGCGUCGAGAAGAUGCUGGCAGAGGGAACAGCAAAACACAGCAGCACACCUCCUUCUACACGAGCCGAGAAGAAGUGUGUCGUCCCUGCUGGACCACCCGUUGCAUCCAUUAUGGGGAAAAGUUGCUCCGUGUUUAACAGCGCUCGCAGACUGGAGGUGGUGCGGACCUGCAUUUCCUUCAUCUUUGACAGCAAGACCAUGGAGACUGAGAAGACGCUGCCGGCUGCGCUGCGCGCACUCAAAGGCAAGGCAGCACGCCAGUGUCUCACCGAGGAACUGAGCCUCCACGUUCAGCAGAACCGCGCCAUCCUGGACCACCAACAGUUUGACUACAUCAUCCGUAUGAUGAACUGCGCCCUUCAGGACUGCUCCAGCUCCGAAGAGUACGCGGUGGCCGCUGCACUGCUGCCGCUGUCAACAGCCUUUUACAGGAAGCUGGCUGCUGGGGUCAACCAGUUCGCCUACACCUGCAUACAGGAUCACCCCAUCUGGACCAACCAGCAGUUCUGGGAAACCACCUUCUACAGCGAAGUCCAAAGUCAGAUUCGCACCCUUUAUCUGAACACCCCAGAGGAGAAAUGCAACAUAACUGCCAGGUUAAAGGAUACGGGCUCCGUUCCUGCAGCAGGCAGAGAUGAAGAGCAGACUGCCAUGGACCUGGCGGCGGAGCAGCUGCGUUCAUGGCCCAGUCUGAGCAAGGAGAGUCAGCAGGAGCUGGUGAAGAACGAGGAGAGCACUGUGUUCAGUCAGGCCAUCCACUACGCCAGCCUCAUGGUUUACCUGCUGGUGCCUUUGGACACCAGCAAGAACAAACUGCUGCGCAACCCGCCUGCUGCUGACUGGGAGAGCGGAAGCAACAGCAUUGUGACAAACAGCAUUGCUGGCAGCGUGGCAGAGAGCUUUGACACGGAAAGCGGGUUCGAGGACUCGGAGAACAGCGACGUAGCCAACUUUGUGGUCAGAUUGGUCGCACGCUUCAUUGACAAGGUGUGCACAGAGAGCGGAGUAACGCAGGAACACAUCAAGAGCCUGCACAGCAUGAUCCCAGGCAUCGUAGCUAUGCAGAUGGAGGCUCUAGAGGCAGUUCACAGGGAGAGCAGGAGGCUACCCCCCAUUCAAAAGCCUAAGAUUCUGCGUCCAGCCUUGCUUCCAGGAGAAGAGCUCGUAUCAGAGGGGCUGCGGGUGCUGCUGGACCCUGAUGGCAGGGAGGAGGCCACUGGGGGACUCCUGGGGGGCCCUCACAUCCUGCCAGCAGAAGGAGCCCUCUUUCUCACCACAUACCGUAUCAUCUUCAAAGGCAUCCCACAUGAUCCCAUGGUGGGGGAGCAGGCAGUGAUCAGGGCUUUCCCGGUGUCCACGCUGACCAAAGAAAAAAAGAUCAGCAUCCAGAACCAGCUGCAGCAGAACAUGCAGGAAGGACUGCAGCUCCGUUCUGCAUCAUUUCAGCUGAUCAAAGUGGCUUUUGAUGAGGAGGUGAGCUCGGAGAUGGUGGAGAUCUUCAGGAAGCAUCUCCAGAGAAUCCGCUAUCCACAGUCCAUCUUCACCUCCUUUGCGUUCGCGGCAGGACAGACGGUACCCCAGCUAAUCCUUCCUAAGCAAAAGGAGAGAAACACUGGGUUCAGGACAUUCUCAAAAACCAUCGUCAAAGGAGCAAAGAGGGCUGGAAAGAUCACCAUGGGCCGCGGUAGCCAGAGCACGCUGAAGAAGAACGACAGAGGCAGCAGAAUGACCUGGCAUGAGGACGAUGACAUUUCAAUAUCAGAUGACGGCGAGCCUCCACCCAGUAGCACUUUGCGAGCGUCAGAGAAGUCCACCAUGGAGCAGCUGGUGGAGCAGUCCUGCUUCCGCGACUACCAGCGUCUGGGCCUGGGCACCAUCACCGCCAGCUCGUCUCGCUCCAAGUCGGGCGAGCAGUUCAGGAUAACGGCCGUGAACAGGCUCUACUCCCUGUGUCGCAGCUACCCAGGGCUGUUAGUGGUUCCUCAAGCUGUUCAAGACAGCAGUUUACACAAAGUAGCCCGUUGCUACAGACACAACCGCCUGCCUGUUGUGUGUUGGAAACAUCCACGUACCAAAGCCGUGCUGCUCCGCUCGGGAGGCUUCUAUGGCAAGAGUGUGGUGGGGUUGUUCAAGUCGCAGAACCCCUCCUCAGCAGCUCCUGCCUCCUCCUCAGAUUCAUCCAGCAGUCUUGAGCAAGAGAAGUACCUGCAAGCUAUCCUGAACUCCAUCCCCAUCUACUUCAAGAUGAACGGGAACAACACCCUGUCCAACCGCUCCCUCAUAGGCCUUUCACCAGGCAGUGAAAGGAGGACGUCCAGGAUACCAAAGAUGGCUCCUGUCCAUUUAGACCUCCCGUUCUCAAACAGCUUUACCAGAGGAGUACUUGAGUACAAAGAUAAACUGUUCACUCACUCAAACCAAAAACCCACCAGUAAGGAGAGAUUCCACAAUCAAGGCAUGUGGGCCAGCCUGCGCUCCAGCAGCAGACUCAGUCAGCACAUAUCCACGCCUGACGCAGGCUCCAGGUUAGCAGGGAAGGAUCUGGCGCCACCUGCAGGGAGCAGCAGUCUGCAGGCGCAGCUUCUCAAACACCAAGCUGCCCUCUACAUCUUCGGAGAAAAGUCACAUCUGAGGGGCCUCAGAGUGGACUCCUCCUUGAACUGUGAGCUGGUGCCAGUGGAGUUUGCAGACACACGACAGGUGAAAUCUGCUUUUAAAAAGCUGCUGAGGGCCUGCGCUCCCAGUGCCACCUCCUCCGACUCAGAGGACUCCUUCCUCAAGGCCUUGGAGGAAUCUGAAUGGAUCCUGCAGCUUCACAAGAUCCUGCAGCUGGCCCUCUUUCUGGUGGAGCUUCUGGACAGCGGCUCCUCUGUUCUGCUCAGCCUGGAGGACGGCUGGGACAUUACUACACAAGUGGUGUCUUUGGUGCAGCUGCUGAGUGACCCUUUCUACCGGACCCUGGAGGGUUUCCAGGUGCUUCUUGAAAAGGAGUGGCUGUCCUUCGGCCACAAGUUCAGCCAGCGGAGCAACCUCAGUCCCAGCAGCCAGGGCAGUGGCUUCACGCCCAUCUUCCUGCAGUUCCUAGACUGUGUGCACCAGAUUUUGGAGCAACAUCCUCUGGAGUUUGAGUUUAAUCAGUAUUAUCUGAAGUUCCUGGCCUAUCAUCACAUCUCUAACCGCUUCAAGAACUUCCUGUUGGACUCAGACUAUGAACGCUUGGAACAUGGCUUGUUGUUUGAGGAUAAAGGCGAUAAACAGUCUCGCAGAGGCAUCUGCAUCUGGGACUGCAUUAACAGGAUGCACCGGAGGAGUCCCAUCUUCUUCAACUACCUGUACAGCCCCUCAGAAAGUCAAGUGACCCUGAAGCCAUCUGUCAGCAUCCCCAGCCUGAAUAAAUGGGACUUCUUCACGGACGAGACUCUGUCGACUGGUCCAUCUUACGACUGGAGGAUGAUGGCCGUGAGGUUAGAGAGUUCAGAGGAGGCAGAUACCAUCUCCAACAGUAAGAGGAGGAUCGUUUGGCCGUGUUACAGCAGCGUGAGCCGCGCCCAGCCAGAUGCCAUCACCAAGCUACUCGCUGACAUCGAGAAGUUGGAGGGUGAGCUGAACCAGACCCCAGACAAAUGGCAGAUGACCCUGGAGAGAGUGAGAAUAAGCAUUCAGGAAGACCUCAAGCAAGAAGGAAAUCUCUGUAAGCAGUCUGUGUCAGUCUCAGGCCUCAUUCCCACGUCCAGCCUGCAAGCCUUCCAGCGGCGCUCCAUGCUGCACCUGCCAGACAGUGGACUGGGCGAAGAUCGCAGCACUGCCGCAGCCAACGGCAUCAACCGCCGCGCUGCAACCCUUUAUAACCAGUUCACCCCCAAGAAUGAAGAGAACAGAUCUUACGAAGGAAUCCUGUAUAAACGUGGAGCACUGCUGAAGGCCUGGAAACCUCGCUGGUUUGUGUUGGAUAUCACAAAACACCAGCUGAGGUACUACGACACUGGGGAGGACACAAACUGCAGAGGCCACAUCGAUCUGGCCGAGGUGGAGUCUGUGACCAUCGCUGCGCCCACUAUUGGAGCCCCUAAACACAUCAGUGAGAAGGCUUUCUUUGAUCUUAAGACCAGCAAGAGAGUCUACAACUUCGGUGCUUCAGACGCUCCCAGCGCUCAACUUUGGAUGGACAAGAUCCAGAACUGCAUCUCUGACGCCUGAACACUGGUGUUAAAUUUAUCUGACGUCAGAGGCAGCGUCAGGUUGCUGAGAGCAGAGACGUGACCACCGCUCAAUUCAGCUUUCAGAUGUCUUUCAUUCUGGGGGCCGCAGUGAAUGAAGUGCCUGGUAGUGGAGGGUGUAUACUGCCUAUCCACCCCCUCUGCCUGUUACGUACGUAGCAUCUGAUCGGGCUGUCGUCGGCCCUCAGCUUCAUGCUGUUUGAGCGGGUCACACACGUCCAUCUCUGCUGUCAGCCCCCUUUGACGUGGAUGAGGUGGAGAUAAGCUGAUGUCGUAGGGCACUGCAUUAUUAAGGAGAUGUUAUCCUACUUAAAGCUGUAAAUAGAUCAAAGCAAUAUCACUGGCCAUUAAAACUGUGGGUUCAAUUUUAGACCUAAAAACUAUAGUUGUAUAAGAAUUUCUAUCAGAUAUUUUACUAUGAGGAAGGUGAUUGCUGCUUACAGAAACGUAUGAACCGCCAAAAACUCAGAUUUUAAUGCACAACAUUAAAAAGGCAAUCUGUUUGCACUUAGCUCUAAAGUAUGCACUCCUUAUCGAAUAUAGAUUUUCUAACAGAUGCAAACAGCGAAGCUAAAGGCAUUACUUUACAGUGUACAUGUGACGUUUCCUCAUGACAGAUUAAAUGAAAAGAAUUUGCACAGUGAGUUCAGAAGAGUUACCUGACAUUUUUCUAUUUAAAUACGUGAUGUUUUCUCUAUUUUGUGGAAUGUUUAUUGACUUCUGGUUAACAGGUUUGUCUCAUGUAAUGUAAAUUAUUAUUUUUUAUUAAAAGUGUGGUGGAGUCGUGUUGUUGUGUAAAUACCUACGUGACAUUUCAUUUUAUAUACUGUAUGUACUGAACAUGAGUAUACUUUUCUAACUUUAAUUCUAAUGUGACCCAGUUUCUUAUUUGUAAUGUUUCGUUACCGGUGCAAAAACCUGAGUGGCCUGUUCCCUGUUUGUGGUGAAACGUUGUUCUGAAAAUGAUAUGGAGACCUUUUUUUUUUUGUUGUUGUUGUCGUUACAAUUGUCCAGGCAGGCUCUGUGUCUUUUAAGGGCUUUUAAAUAAUAUAUCAUGUAAGACGUUGUGGUUUUCAGAGAUCUUUGUCUCAUCUGUUCUUUGUUUGUGCAGCCUUUACAGCUUCAUUACAAAACCAGAAAAAAAACAAACUAUCCAGAGAUGUCAAAGCCUUUUUUGUUACUGUAUCUUUGUACCAUGUUUUGUGAUGACACUAAUUAUUUUUUUUUUUUUUUUUUUGGAAAUAAAUCAAGCAUACUUGAAAA
Molecule: messenger RNA, 7101 nt
Organism: Mugil cephalus (flathead mullet)
Lineage: Eukaryota; Metazoa; Chordata; Actinopteri; Mugiliformes; Mugilidae
Gene: sbf2
Product: SET binding factor 2
Exons: 42
Coding region: 113-5818 (1901 amino acids)
Source: RefSeq, a predicted model, not a curated record